ACCCAACUGAUCAGUCAGUCAACGUGUACUAGCAAAAGUCCUGCAAAUAAAUUUAUUGAAACAUUGCCAUUCAUAAAAAAAACCAUAUAGAGGGCAGUCUUCUUGUAUCCUCUAAAAAAUUCAGAAGUAGAAAAUAACACUUACAAGUGAGAGAUAUGGCACAGGAUGCUGUCUGCUUUCUACUUGAUAAGCUUCAAAUUUGGCUGGAGGCAGAAUGGAAGUUGCCGGGAAAGAUAAGCACGGAGGUCGACAUCUUGAGAGGUGAAUUCGAAAGCAUUAGUGCACUUCUGAAGGAUGCCGAUACCGAAAGAGAGCACAAUAGCCAAGUCACUGACUGGCUUCAAAAACUUCGAGAUGGAACUUAUGACAUCGAGGAUCUUCUCGACAUUUUUACGUUUCACAUGGUUCAACAGUCUAUUAGCCACGGCUUUGAGUUCGUCACCAAAUGGAGAGCACGCCACCACAUCGAUGAACUAAUUGAAGGUAUUAACAUGAAACUCAAAAGCAUCAAAGAAGCAAAGGAGAGAUAUCAUAAUAGCAUCAGUCCGUCCCAAGCCUCAAGUUUGACGACUGGAAACGACACAUGCCUUCCUCCAAGAAUAGAUCCUCUGUUCGCUGAAGACACUGAUAUUGUGGGGAUUGAAAUACCAAAGAAGAAACUGAUUACUUGGGCACUAAAAGGGAGGCAAAGUCUCAAGGUGGUGUUUGUAGUCGGGAUGGGAGGAUUGGGUAAAACAACUAUUGUUAAGCAAGCGUAUGAGAUGGUGAAGAAUGAAGGAUUUGAAUGCCAUGCUUGGAUCACUGUUGGAAGGUCAAUAAAUAAAAUGGAUCUCUUAACGAUGAUGUUCAAUAAAUUCUGCAAUCUGCCGGUCGAGCCAACUUCCCAGAGUUCCUCUUCCUUCAACUUGGUCGAGCUGAUGAAUAAACUAAGGGAUCAUCUGCAAAACAAAAGGUAUGUUUUAGUUCUUGAUGAUUUGUGGAAAAAAGAUGUUUGGGAAUCCAUUAGAAAGGCACUACCUGAGGGUAAUCACAGUAGAAUAAUUAUCACUACACGAAGAGGCGAUAUAGCUUUUUCAUGUAGAGAUAACUCUACUGAUGUCUAUAACAUCCAGUCUCUUCCUACGGAAAAGGCUAAACAACUCUUCCACAAGAACGCUUUCCCAGAUGGCAUAUGUCCUUCACGGUUGGAAGGCUGGUCCCAAAGAAUCUUAACAAAAUGCGAAGGAUUGCCACUUGCAAUCAUUGAAAUCGGUAAAAUUCUGUAUAGAGAGAACUCUGCAUCUGCAUGGCAAAAAUUGCUUGGAAGCCUUGGAUCAGAGUUGAGCAGAAAUGGCAGCCUUUCAGAUACCAUGAGAAUACUAUCUCUAAGUUACAGUGACUUGCCAUACCAUCUCAAGUAUUGUUUUCUAUACUUGACCAUUUUCCCCGAGAAUGAUUAUCCAGUUAGGUGCAGAGUAUUGAUUCGGCUGUGGAUAGCAGAGGGUUUUAUAAGAGAACAAACAGGCAAAGAAGUUGAAGACAUUGGAGAGGAGUAUCUAAAGGAACUCACCGACAGGAAUCUGAUACAAAGUGAAUUGGAUUUUGAUGGGAGGCCAAAAACUUGUCGGGUACAUAAUCUCAUGCAUAAGAUUAUUCUCUCAAAGUCAAGAGAGGAGAAUUUUUGCAAUGUUUUUUCAGAAUCACAGAGAAACAUAGGUGACAAACCCCGUCGAUUAUCUAUGCAAAGCCAUGGAUUCAACAAGUUGGAUGGGAACUUUAAGAGUGUUCGCACCCUUUUUGUGUUCGGUGUACCCUACAGCUCAAUUCGAGACUUGAAAUUAUUGAGAGUUCUGCAUCUGGAAGGUGCAUCAUUGGAGAUCUUUCCUAAGGAAAUUGUGGGUUUACUGCUCUUGAAGUAUCUGUGUUUGAGGAAUAACAAUAUCAAAAUCAUUCCCGAGUCUCUGGGGAAUCUUAGGUACCUAGAGACCUUGGAUCUUAGGCAAACUAGAGUGGUAAAGCUGCCCAAAAAAGUCCUCGAACUUAAGAAACUUCGGCAUUUGCUUGUUUAUUAUACAACUUCUGAUUGUGUUACAGGAUUCGAGAUAUCAGCAGAGAUCCAGACACCUAGCUUGCAGAAGCUAUCAUUCAUAAAGGCAAAUAGCCAUCACAAGGUGAUUCAUUGGCUAAGAAAUCUGACACAACUAAGAAAGUUAGGGAUCAUUGAUCUUCCAAGAGAAGAUGGGUCAAAUUUGUGCCAGUCAAUUGAAAAGCUGCAAAACCUCCUUUCCUUGAAUGUAACAUCAUUAAAAAAGGAUGAGGUUGUAGAUCUACAAGCAAUUACCAAUCCUCCACCAUUUCUUCAACGCCUGAAUCUGAAAGGGCGGUUAGAAAGGUUACCAAUUUGGAUUACCAGACUUCAUGACCUGGUAAGGAUACGUCUUAAGUGGUCCAAGUUAACACACUACAAUAACCCCAUUGAUAUCCUUCAAGAUCUUCCUAAUCUAUUGGAGCUCCAGCUGCUCGAUGCCUGUAGUGGAAACCAGUUAGAUUUCACAGCCAGAAAAUUUCAGACUCUUAAGAUCUUGGAACUCGAGCAACUGGAACCAUUGAGAAAGGUCAGAAUGGAAGAGACUACCUUACCUUAUCUCCAAAAGCUGAUUAUAAGGCAGUGCAAUAACCUGCAGCAGGUUCCAGAGGGUAUUAGAAACCUCACUCGCCUCAAAGAGCUUCACUUGUACGAUAUGCCCUACAGAUUUGUGGCUCAGAUCAAGAAUGGUGGAACAUUGCGUCAUCUGGUUCGCCAUAUCCCAAACAUCAAUUGUUAUUACCUAGAGACAAAAUGGGUGGCAGACGAUCUCAAUCUCAUUGAUACAUAGUCCGACGCUACGAUGGGAGCACAUACACAGUAAUCAGGGUAAGGAUUCAUGCAAUGGCUGUUUUAUAUCAAAGUAAGUCUUAUCCUCUUCACAAACUCGGUGCUUAGUUUGAUUAACCAUUUUUAUUCCACAGGAUGUAGUGAGAAAAAAGCAAAAGGUGAUUGAGGCAAAGAUGGGUGUGACGUGCUUUCAUAAAACUAAGAUGACGCCAAUAAAUCAGAAAACAUGGACAACAGGUAAAUGAAAAGUUGUGGCACCAUUCAAUGAUGUAGAAGAUCUAGCUAAUAAAUAUUACAAGAUAUUUCAUUGUUGAACUUCUUAAGUUUACUGUAUUUGGGUUACGAAGGACUGUAAUUGAUUUGGGUUUGGAGAUCUCGUUCUUCUUUGGUAAGCGGUUUGGAGUCUUUUUUGUGUAGACUGAUUGUUCAUUUUGGAUGAUGCAUUGAUCAAAGUUAUUUUCAUCAAAAGCAUAAUUAUAUGUCUUUUUCUUUUUCUUUUUUUUUUUUCUUUUUUUUUUUUUUUUUUUAAUGGAUUUUAUUAUCCUAGUUCAGUGACUUCGUUAUUAGUUUAACCAUAGAGAUAGCAGUACAUAGAUAUUAAAUUUUCUGUAUUACUAACAAUGGUUAUUGUAACGUUUCCGAUUUUCAGCAAUUUUUAAUUUUCGGAAAUUUUGUUGAUGCAAGGGUGAUUCUGUCUUUUCACAUGCUGCGUACGGGAUUGCGAUUGGGUCCAUUUGCAUUUUGUAUAAUUUAACUUAUUUGGUUGUGUGACAUUUAUGUGAUGAUGUUUAGUCAUGUGUAUGUGGCGUGGGAUUAAAAAACAAAAGAAAAAGAGAAAAUAAAAAAAAAUUGUGGGAUCCACCACUUCCAUCCAAUGUGGUCUCUAGACCACAUUUUGUCUCUCACAUUCCUCACUCCCGUAACUCUCUCUCACACUUUUCUCAUCUUGCAUUUUUUUUUUCUUUUUCAACCAAAUCUUUGGAACAAGAUUUCUCUCUCAAUACUUGGUGAAUUAAGGUGUCGUUUGAGGCAAAACGGAGAGCACGACGAGCUCUACGUGUGAGUACCAUCAAUUUCAGUUUUUGGCCUUCCUUUGGACUUCGAAUUUAGAGACCCAUUUCAAGGGUUUUGCUCAAUCUAGAGACACGGAAAAGAAAUAGCGGACGACAAUCCACCAUUGCCUUAGCUUGGAGUAGAAAAAUGUUUCUUUUUGCUAUCUUUUGUAAUUGGGCCUAAUUUUGUAAAAGUGAUGACUUAAAAUGUAUUAUUUUGUAGCAUGUGAGGUAUUUAGGUCCAUUUUGCGUAUGGCCAUUGGAGAAAUGUAAUUAUGUUUAAUUACACUAAAUUAUUUAGUGUAUUUUAUAUAGCAUAUUGUAAAUUAUGUUAAUUGUUGUUAAUGUAUU
Cornus florida is the source of this 4257-nucleotide messenger RNA. RefSeq names its product disease resistance protein RPM1-like. The record is from RefSeq and is a predicted model, not a curated record. Gene Ontology annotation, molecular function: ADP binding. Gene Ontology annotation, biological process: defense response to other organism. The coding region runs from base 156 to 2855 and encodes 899 amino acids. NCBI's taxonomy places the organism in Eukaryota, Viridiplantae, Streptophyta, Magnoliopsida, Cornales, Cornaceae. The transcript is spliced from 4 exons.